CCGCGGGACCGGAAGGAGGCUGUGAACGGAAGUGGGUUGCAUCGUGCUAGGGCGGCCCUAGUCCCCGCCUCAGGCGGAAGGGAGAGUGGGCCAAACAGAUCUGCCCCUUUUCCAGAAGAGCCCAAAAUGAACAAGUCCCUGGGGUCUGUGUCAUUCCAGGAUGUCACCGUAGCCUUCAGCAGGGAGGAAUGGCAGCACCUGGACCUUGCCCAGAGAAGCCUGUAUAGGGACGUAAUGCUGGACAACUAUUUCAACCUGCUGUCAGUGGGGUGUCUAGUUCCCAAACCAGAAGUCAUCUUCAACUUGGAGCAGGGAGGAGAGCCAUGUGUGCUGGAUGGUGACAUCUCAAGUCUGAGCUGUCUAGGUGAUGAUACUGGUUUUGAGACUUCACAACAGCUAAUGUCUGAAGAAGCUUCCUUGCAGUUUGAAAAAAUUAGUCUCUUCACAAGAGAUGACCCAUACUCUGCUUUAGAAGAAUUAUGGAAGGAUAAUAGACAACAAGGGAGAUCUGAGAAAAGCCGGAAUGAACCUGUAGGUCACAUUGCCUUCCCCAACAAGGCAACAGCAGCUUGUGAGAGUGGCUGGGAAUAUGAGGACACUGGGAGGAUGGUUCAUGUGAACACACACCUUGUGCCUUCAGGAAAAAGAUUCCAUCACUACAACUCAUUUAGAAAGAGCUUACCUAGUCACAGCAGAAACCACAAAGGUCUUGACAGGAUUAUGGAAUAUAGUGAUACUUUUAUGCAUCUGAAUCCUCAUGCCAAAGUGAAUGCUUGUGCAGGUAUUCAAUGUAGGGAUCUUCUAAGUCAUCGGCAGGCUCUUUCUCAGCAUCAGAAAAUCCACACUGGGGGCAGCCUCUGUUUGUUUUCUGACUAUGUAAAAGUUCUCACCCAAAAGUCACCCCUCUUCACUCAUCAGAGUAUUGAUGCUGAAGAAAAGCAGCAUGAGUGCAGCAAAAGCAAGAUGGCCUCCACCCACAAGCCCCACGUCAGGGCCUCAGAGGACUUCUGUGGGAGGAAGCCCUGUGUGUGCACUGAAUGUGGGAAGGAAUGUUCCCUGAAGUCAAACCAUCAGGAAACUAAUGAGAACUCCUAUAAGUGCACUAAGUAUGGAAGAGCCUUUAUUGAGAAAUCUGAUCUGCUCAGGUGCCAGAGAAAUCAUACUGAAAAGAAACUCUGUGAAUACAGUAAAUGUGGGAAAAGCUUUUCUCAGAAUUCAAACCUCAGUAUACAUAAAAAAAUUCAUUCUUCAAGGAAACACUUUCAAUGUACUGAAUGUGGAAAGGCCUUCACAAGAAAAUCAACACUAAGUAUGCAUCAGAAAAUCCAUACAGGAGAAAAACCCUAUGUGUGCACUGAGUGUGGGAAGGCCUUUAUCCGGAAGUCACAUUUUAUCAUACAUGAAAGAAUUCAUACUGGAGAAAAGCCCUAUAAGUGUGGUGACUGUGGGAAAUCCUUUAUUAAAAAGUCACAACUCCAUGUGCACCAGCGAAUUCACACAGGAGAGAACCCCUUUAUAUGUUCAGAAUGUGGGAAGGUCUUUACUCACAAAACAAAUCUCAUUAUACACCAAAAAAUUCAUACUGGGGAGAGACCCUAUGUAUGUACUGAAUGUGGGAAGGCCUUUUCUGACAGGUCAAAUCUCAUUAAACACCAAAAAAUCCACACUGGAGAAAAACCUUAUAAAUGUAGUGACUGUGGAAAAGCCUUCACCUGGAAGUCACGGCUCAGGAUCCAUGAGAAAUGCCAUACUGGCGAGAGACAUUACGAAUGCAGUGAGUGUGGGAAAGCAUUCAUUCAGAAGUCAACACUAAGUAUGCACCAGAGAAUCCACAGAGGAGAAAAACCCUAUGCUUGCCCAGAAUGUGGGAAGGCCUUCUUCCACAAAUCACAUUUUAUUACCCAUGAGAGAAUUCAUACUGGAGAGAAACCCUAUGAAUGUAGCAAUUGUGGGAAAUCCUUCACUAAGAAAUCACAGCUCCAUGUACAUCAACAAAUUCACACAGGAGAGAAGCCAUAUAGAUGUGCUGAAUGUGGAAAGGCCUUCACGGAUAGAUCAAAUCUCUUUACACACCAGAAAAUUCACACUGGAGAGAAACCCUAUAAAUGUAGUGACUGUGGAAAAGCCUUCACUCGGAAGUCAGGCCUCCACAUCCAUCAACAAUCCCAUACCGGAGAAAGACAUGAGUGCAGUGAGUGCGGGAAAGCCUUUGCAAGAAAGUCAACAUUGAUUAUGCACCAGAGAAUUCACACGGGAGAGAAGCCCUAUAUUUGUACCGAAUGUGGGAAGUCCUUCAUCCAGAAGUCACACUUAAAUAGACAUAGGAGAAUUCAUACUGGAGAGAAACCCUAUAAAUGCAGUGACUGUGGGAAGUCUUUCAUUAAGAAGUCACAACUCCACGAGCACCAUCGAAUUCACACAGGAGAGAAACCAUAUAUCUGUGCUGAAUGUGGAAAGGCCUUUACCAUCAGAUCAAAUCUUAUCAAACACCAGAAAAUUCAUUCUAAACAGAAACCGUAUAAAUGCAGUGAUGUUGGGAAAGCCUUAAACUGGAAGCCACAGCUCACAAGUCAACCAGGUAUACCCCAGAAGUCUGAUACUGGUCAAGUAGAGUGCCCAGUGCCACAAUCAUGGUGUGGGGAUACAAAGAAAUGACUAAGAAGCAGGAGGAAACCAGGACCCACCAUGUUCUAUCUGGUCAGAAUUAUGAGACUCUGAAUUGCAUAGCUCAUGUCUGUUACUCACACUUUGGAAAAAGCGUUUCUGUGCCAUGGUCAUGCUUGGUUACCUCACAGAUUAUCAGGCCCUGACAACCAAGAGUAAAGAUGUGAAAGCCAGGUGUGGUGGUAUAUACCUGUAUACCUGUAGUCACUACUACUUGGGAAGCUGAGGCAGGAGGAUGGCUUGAACCCCAGAGUUUAAGACCAGCCUGGACAAUAUAGUAAGAUCCCAUCUCAAACAAACAAACAAAAAGCAAAGUGCUGACUUGCAGUUGUUACACAGCUUUUUUGAUAAACAGCUGUUCAAAUUUAGGGCUGUUGAGUUUUUCAUGCCUCGAGUAGCAAAACUGUUCAAUAUGUACCCAAAAAAUUUCAUAAACAAGAAGAGUGGUAAGAAAAUUUUCAUUGUCUAAUCCCCCAUAAAGACUGAAAUCAAGGUGGAAGUUACAGUCAGUUCAGAUCAACAGUGAAAAUAAGCCAGAUGUUUUUGUGAAAACUGACACAAAGAAAGGACUCACCUUUUUUCCCUGUGGGAAAUCCCUGUUAUUUAUUAUUUGUAGUAUUUGUUGGUGUGUGCUGUGGCAGUAGUUUCCCAGAGGUCUAAACAUGCUGUCAGCCUAUGAUCAAUGGUGUGACUACUUGCCGCUGCAGAGCUGGCCUAGGGUUGGGCUUGGCCACAGGAACCCAGAUCUCCAUGGUAGCACUUGGAUCCUCAACUUUGUUCAUGGAAAACUGCACUUUCAUAUUGAUUCCCAUUUGAAAAAUAGGCAGAUUAAGAAAAAUGGAUUUCAAAGUGUAGAAUUCUUUGCCUCCAAUUUUGUUAGUUCAUUCUCUACAUAAUCAUUAUAUGUUUGCUUACCACAAGGCACAACUGUCUGGCAUUUUAGAUUGUCUUCUUAGAAGACAAAAUAUAGUUGAACAUUUGAAAAAGUACUCCCACCCUUCCCAUUCUCUACACAUUGCAUUUAAUCAGAUACUAAAAUAAGUGUGUCCUAAUCUUGCAGAAUAAUUGUGAAUUUGUCUCCUUAUAAGCCACUAACAUUUGCUGUUUAUUUUGAGUUUUUUUUUACUUACAUCAAAUCUAGAGUUAUGGUUUUCCUGGUUAAUUGAAACUGUCAUUAUGAAAGGUUUCUUUUUUGGCUUAAAAUACACUUUCAAGUGUUAAUACAAUAGCCAUACUUUCCUUUUUAAAGGCUAAUGUAAAUCAGUACUAAUGCUACUUCUGAACAAGGGAAGAAGGUAGGAAAUUGACUUCAUGUUCCCUUCUUGACGUACAUGGUAUUGAUGUCACACAUUUGAAAUCUGUAGCUAGUUGAUAUUGCCAAUUAUUGUUUCAGAGUCAAUACUCAAGUUAAAUUAGCACACAUACUUAUCCUUUUCAUACUUUUUUACUCUUGUUCUUUAAACUCCCCCCUCCCUGGAAUUAUUUUCUCUCAUCCCCUUCCCUACCCCCUUGGCAGUACUGGGAUUUGAACGUAGGGCUUCACACAUGCUUAGCAAUCUACUACUGAGCUACAUCUCCAACCCCAUGGGUUUUUUUCUCGUUUCUUAAGAGCACCCUUCAGUAUUAUGAGUUUGUUAUGUCAUUCUUUUGCUUUUUUUUUUGGUGCUAGGGAUGGAACCCAGGUGCUUUACCACUGAGCUGCAUCCCCAGCCCUUGCUUUAUUUUGAAGGAUACAUUAAUGUGUAUAGAAUUUAGGUCAGCACUUACUUUUAUUAAUAUUGUGAAUAUAUUUCAUUACAGUUGGUUUCCCAUUGAACAGUAAGCUGCCCGUAUAAUUACCUUUGAAGUGAUCUGAUUUUUCUUUUUUUCUUCUGUCUCCUUUAAAAUCUCUGGCUUUUGCUUUCAACUAUUACACAGUAUGUCUAGGUGUGGUUUUCUGUGAGUUUAUUAUGGUUGGAGUUUGCAGUGAUUUUUCUUGAUACAUGGUUUAGUGGUGUUUAAAUGUGUUUGGGAAAAUUCCUAGCUGUUGUGUGUUCAAUUCCUGCAUCUGUUUCAUUGCUCUCCGUCUCUUCUAGGGAUAGUCCCAUUAUCUAGAUCCUCUAUUUACCUGUUUCUCUUUGUCAUUGUUUUUCUUGGGUUGUAUUACAUUUGUGGAGAUAAGAUGGUUUGAUGAUAUCUUCUUCCAGAGAAGAUUUACCUUUGCUUCCAGCAGGUGACCAGGCCAGGGAUACUAGCAAUGCCUGAUUGCCUUUAUCCAGUCGUGUACUGAGUUAUUUGAACCUGGGCUUUAGUCUUUGUGGAAACUUGUGUAUUUUUCCCCACGCCAUGUCUAGGGGACACCGUGAAGAUUUAAGACUGUGGGAAGUUUGUCAGGUCCCUCUUCCUUGGAAGGACCAGAAUUCUAGUGUUUAUCUCCUUGGUCCAUGAUUUUGUCAAAAAGGCCCUUCAUCCUCUCUUGCCCAGUAUUUGCUGUAAGAAUUAGCUCACACCUCUUAAUAAUAAACAAUCCCAAAUUCCAGAGAGUAUGGCUUAUCUCUAGUCUUAAUUACUGCAAUUCCUCACUGUGUCGAUCUCCUUUGCCAUCAAAAAAUUAAACGUG
Molecule: messenger RNA, 5263 nt
Organism: Castor canadensis (American beaver)
Lineage: Eukaryota; Metazoa; Chordata; Mammalia; Rodentia; Castoridae
Biological process (GO): negative regulation of transcription by RNA polymerase II; regulation of cytokine production; regulation of immune system process
Cellular component (GO): nucleoplasm
Molecular function (GO): RNA polymerase II cis-regulatory region sequence-specific DNA binding; DNA-binding transcription repressor activity, RNA polymerase II-specific
Source: RefSeq, a predicted model, not a curated record